This is a messenger RNA of Populus euphratica (Euphrates poplar), 967 nucleotides long. RefSeq lists its product as uncharacterized. The transcript is spliced from 8 exons. Gene Ontology annotation, molecular function: transcription cis-regulatory region binding. Lineage: Eukaryota; Viridiplantae; Streptophyta; Magnoliopsida; Malpighiales; Salicaceae. Gene Ontology annotation, biological process: abaxial cell fate specification; regulation of DNA-templated transcription. Bases 80 to 967 code for a protein of 295 amino acids. The record is from RefSeq and is a predicted model, not a curated record.
GAGACAAUGAAGAGAAUUGAAGUUGAGAGCUCUCCAAAUAAAGGCUCUCCAUCAUCUUCUCUUGACACGGGCACUGAUCAUGAGAAACACUGAGAGACGAUCAAAAAUGCCUAGGCUUCGUUGGACACCUGAUCUUCAUCACUGCUUUGUGCAUGCAGUUGACAGGCUUGGUGGGGAGGAUCGGGCAACUCCAAAGAUGGUUCUGCAAAUCAUGGAUGUGGAGGACCUUACCAUAUCUCACGUAAAGAGCCACCUUCAGAUGUACAGGAGCAUGAAGCAUGAGCGGAUGAUCCAAGAAGCUGCUAUGGAAGCAAAGAAGAAUGGCAAGGAGCCUAGGAUGCAUCAUUCAAAUUAUCUCUCACAUACAAUGUGCUGCCAGCAGAAUCGUUUAAAUGGCAAGCGACUGAUCGAUAAUAAGGCACUUCUCUAUCAAGGUUGUGGAGUUCAUAAUCCUGCUGAUGGGCUUGCCCUAAAAAAUGCUAGCUUGACAUCUCAAAGGAGACAGAAGAAAGGGCAGUGGAUUGGAAAGAGAGUGAAAGAACCAUUCUUACAUGAAGAAAUAGCAAGCGAGGAGAGCGAGCAGAAACCUGAUACUUACAUUAUCUUCAAUGAUCUACUCGAGAGCUGCGUUAGCAAAGAGACGAAUGACCAAGAUAAGAUGUCAGCAGGAGCCACAGGUUGCAAGAAAAGCCAUCAGAGUUUAGAGGAACUUACUGAGAUUGCACAGAGAAUAGAUGGUGACAGAACGUCUUUAUCCCUAAACUUAAAUGUUUCCAAGCCCCUUUUGAAGCUUAGCAAAGCAAAGAAUAGUUCAGAUGCUAGGAAGCUAGCAAUGAGCAAGAUGGGUGCGCUUCAUGGGGAAAAGACAUCCAACUCUAAUUAUCUCCCUGGUUAUGACUUUGGAUCUGGAUCUGGUUUUGGUGGUGGAGCUGGUUUUGGUGGUGGAGCUGGAUGGUGGGGGCGGUGA